Molecule: messenger RNA, 2331 nt
Organism: Ctenocephalides felis (cat flea)
Lineage: Eukaryota; Metazoa; Arthropoda; Insecta; Siphonaptera; Pulicidae
Product: transferrin-like
Exons: 16
Coding region: 85-2199 (704 amino acids)
Biological process (GO): iron ion transport
Cellular component (GO): early endosome; plasma membrane; extracellular region
Source: RefSeq, a predicted model, not a curated record
CAAUUUGAGCAGUAUUUCGCAGUCAUUUUGUGGAGAAAUACAAAAAUUUGCAAUAGUUGGUGGAAAAUAAGAAGUGCUAAGACCAUGUUUACCUCAACAUGUGUGACUACUGUAGUCACGGUACUUUUAAUACCUUUUUCUAUUGCCACACAUACAUACAAAAUGUGUGUUCCUGAAACAGCCUUCAGGGCUUGCCAAGAAAUGUCGCAAGUCGUAACCCAGGACGGGGCGACAAUUGAGUGCAUUGAGGGACGGGACAGAAUCGAAUGUUUGGACAAAAUCAUCGAAAGGCAAGCCGAUUUUGCAGCUGUUGAUCCUGAAGAUAUGUAUGUUGCUUAUCACUUACCAAAUCAAGACUUCGAAGUAAUAAAAGAAAUCAGAACCAAAGAUGAGCCACAAGCUGAAUUUCGAUAUGAAGGUGUGGCUGUAAUUCAUAAAAAUCUUGAUAUAGCAAAUAUCACUGGAUUGCGAGGUUUGAAUAGUUGCCACACUGGCAUAGGAAGAAAUGUUGGAUACAAGAUACCUUUAACUAAGCUGAGAAAGUUAGGUUUGAUAGGUCCGCUAAACGAUAAUACAAUUUCUCCACGCGAAAACGAACUAAAAGCAUUUUCCGGACUUUUCAAGCAAUCGUGCAUAGUUGGUCAAUGGUCACCGGAUCCAACAAUCGAUGCUAAGUUAAAAAAGGCAUAUUCAAAUUUAUGCGAACUCUGUGAACAUCCAGAAAAAUGUGAUUAUCCAGAUUUAUACUCAGGAUAUGAUGGUGCCUUGAGGUGCUUAGCUCAUAAUGGUGGACAAGUUGCUUUUACAAAGGUUAUUUACGUCAGGAAAUUCUUUGGGUUGCCAGUUGGAGUAUUACCUGCCACUCAUAGUGUGGAAGAUCAUACAAAAUUCGCUUAUUUGUGUCCCGAUGGGAGCAAAAGAGACAUAGACGGACCAGCUUGUUCCUGGGCGGCCAGGCCCUGGCAAGGAUUCGUUGCGAACGCGGACGUGCACGCUACUGUGCAAGAGCUCAGGAAUAAAUUGAAGGAACUUGAUGCCCUCGGUGACACUGAAGAAUCACCUAAAUGGUUUGCAUCAGUUUUAUUAUUAAAUAACAAAACAUUAGUAGCUGACAAUGAUAUAAUAAGCCCACAAGAAUAUUUGACCAAAGCAAAAUAUGUCGAUGUUAUUGAAAGGGAUGUUGGAACGCCCAGACAAACAAUAAGGUUCUGUGUAACUUCUGAAAUCGCUUUGAAAAAAUGCAGAGAGCUAAGAAAGAGCGCAUAUUCCAGGGAUAUUAGACCAGCCUAUGAUUGCGUACUAGCUGCGACCGAAAGAGAAUGCAUGAAAACGAUCAGUGAAAAUGGAGCUGAUGUAAUCACUUUGCAAGCAGGACUUGCAUUGGAAGGUAAAUCCAAAUUCAACCUGCGCCCAAUUUUGAGUGUCCAAUGGGGUGGCAAAGGAUCAUCAUACCGGGCAGUAGCCGUCGUACGCAAGGAUAGCGCAAUUCAAUCUUUUGCUGACCUUAGAGGAAAGAAAUCAUGCCACGGAGAUUACACUCCAGCUGGUUAUAUCGCUCCUGUACAUGUUCUACUCAAACAAGGAUUAAUAUCAAAGGAAACUUGUCCUAGAGCAAGUGCUUUAAUUGAAUUCUUCGAAGCCAGUUGUUUACCUGGCUCUUUAAAUAGAUCCGAAGGAAAAGAUUUUAGUAAAUUAUGCAGCGCUUGCAAGAAUCCAGACAAAUGUUUGGCCGAUUUUUCAGAGGAAUACUUUGGUCAUAAUGGUGCUUUCCGUUGCUUGGCUGAAGGCCAUGGAGAUGUAGCUUUUGUUCCCCAUGUAACAGUUAAAGCAAACACAGAUGGUAGUGGUCCAAAUUGGGCUCACAAAUUUAAGUCUGAAGAUUAUGAAUUAUUGUGCCCAAACGGCGGUAGAAAAUCAUUGGAACAAUUUGAAGAAUGUCACCUGGUUAAAAUUCCUCUAGAUAUGGUUAUGACGAGCAACACUAAAACCGAAAAUGAGGUGGAUGCAAUCAAGCAUGCUCUAAUUUCGACUGCCGAACUGUACACCGAAAGACCUGAUUUAUUCAAACUUUUUGGUACAUUUAAAGGAAAAGGAAACUUAUUAUUCCCAGAUGAUGCAACAGGCUUGGAAGCGCUGGAAGAUUCCAAAACAUCUUACACAGAAUAUCAAAAUAUUGUUAAAGAAAUUAUGUGUUCAUAAAGAAAUUUCAUACUUAAUUGUCAUGUCAUUUAUGAAAUUAUUCAAAUCACAAAUUGAUUCGAAUUUGUAUGUAAGUUUGUGUUAUGUUUAUUUAUCGUGACGGCCAUUGAUAAAUAACGGCCAUCUUUCUUG